Anopheles arabiensis is the source of this 1368-nucleotide messenger RNA. RefSeq names its product methylenetetrahydrofolate reductase. Gene Ontology annotation, biological process: tetrahydrofolate interconversion. The transcript is spliced from 2 exons. Lineage: Eukaryota; Metazoa; Arthropoda; Insecta; Diptera; Culicidae. The record is from RefSeq and is a predicted model, not a curated record. Gene Ontology annotation, molecular function: FAD binding; methylenetetrahydrofolate reductase [NAD(P)H] activity. Gene Ontology annotation, cellular component: cytosol. Bases 270 to 1262 code for a protein of 330 amino acids.
GUACACGCGUGCGCGAAUACUUCACGGCACGUUGCAUGAUGCACCGUCGCCUGGAUGUUAGAAUGCACUGGUUACAUAAAGUAGGCGCCGUCUUAUUUACCCAGAAGGUCGGACAAGGCUUAUCUUAUCGGACACUCUCGGUAGAUGGCAUCCAGCACAAUUAGCAAAGCACUUGCAUUCUCACACGCCAGUACUUCCUCUACCCGCAAAACGUCACGAGCAGCCCCUUAGAGAAAAUAAUAAAUUGUGCUUCUACCCUGGACAGCGUAAUGAGUGUUACAUCAGAGCCCAGCAAUACCAUGGCAACGACCAACACCGUAACGAAUGAAGAGCAGAGCAACGAACACUCGCUGCGCACGAAGAUGGACCGCAUCUUCAACUCCUCCACAACGACUGGCCCUGUACCUGUACACUACUCCAUCGAAAUAGCCGCCAAGGAUGAUUUCGACAUUGGCCAGCUGGAGCGAUUAACGCCUCAACCCGUCUUCUGUGCGCUGCCCUGGGUUUCGGACGAUAAUCUUCGCUACGCGGACGAUUUUCUCCGCUCAUCGACGCUUCAGUUGACGGCACGGCUUCGCGAAAACCAGUACACCGUCUUGAACAACGUUUCCUGCUACAACAUAACUGAACAGCAGGUGGACCAACUUCUCCGCUCUACCGGCAUUCGGAACCUGUUCGUCAUCCGGGGUGAUACCGUCAGUCCGGGCCAGCAAUUUCAAAACUCCGCCGGUUUGGUGCAGCAUCUGAGGAAAUGGCAGGAGCAGCAGCCGGACCACCGCCAGCUUACAAUCGCUGUUGGAGGUUAUCCUUACGGUCAUUACCAGUCAUCUUCGCAGACCGAGGAAUUACACUAUCUGCAAGCAAAGAUUAGCCAAGGUGCUGAUUUUCUGCUCACGCAAACGCUUUACGAUGCGCCAUCCUUCCUGCGCUACAGGGACCGUUGCAGGGAGGCAGGAAUCACCAUUCCCAUUAUACCGGGCAUCUACGUUCCGCACUCCUAUCGGCAUCUGCAAGCCCUUCUGAACCUUACGCGCAUCGAGCUGGGACCGACGGUACGGGACGCGUUCGAGGCACACGCGCACGAUGCGCCGGAUCAGUUUCAAGCGUUUAUGGUGGAGUAUUUCGUGGGGGUUGUGCGAGAACUGCUGCAACCGAACGCUACCACCUCGAGUGAUCCGAUAAAGUUGGUGCAUUUUUUCACCUUCAAUAAGUUCCAGCUGCUGCAGCAAGUGCUUGAAAAGUUGGAUGCGUUUUUCAAAUGAAGUUUCUCCAAACGUCGGGAAGAUGAUCUGCAAGAUGAACAAGAGACGGGGAUUUAGCGUGUGCCAAAGAUGCCUGAGCAAUAAAACGUUCGAUGCAUUGUGAUAA